This is a messenger RNA of Misgurnus anguillicaudatus (oriental weatherfish), 3304 nucleotides long. It is a transcript of the gene pfkfb2b, whose product is annotated as 6-phosphofructo-2-kinase/fructose-2,6-biphosphatase 2b. Gene Ontology annotation, molecular function: fructose-2,6-bisphosphate 2-phosphatase activity; 6-phosphofructo-2-kinase activity; ATP binding. NCBI's taxonomy places the organism in Eukaryota, Metazoa, Chordata, Actinopteri, Cypriniformes, Cobitidae. Gene Ontology annotation, cellular component: cytosol. The record is from RefSeq and is a predicted model, not a curated record. Gene Ontology annotation, biological process: fructose metabolic process; fructose 2,6-bisphosphate metabolic process.
ACGCAGUGACACACCUUCACUCGCGCGUUGGUUGCUGGUUGUCGUGGAAGGUCAAGAAGUGCAAAGCCCGGUGAGAAACAGCAGCACUGCGCAAAGACAAUGAAGCUGCCGGUAUUAUAACACAAGCUUACCGAUCUCUGAAGCUGACGGACAACUGUGCACUAUGUUUUAACAAUAAUAGGAGGAUCAAGUGAGUGAAUAUCCAGUAUGUCUGCGUUGUCGCGGCAUGAUUUUGGUCCAGCUGCUGCUGAACCGAGGAAAACAGAACCCAAAAGCAAAGAGAAGAAAUGCUCAUGGGCCUCUUAUAUGACCAACUCCCCUACCAUGAUCGUCAUGAUUGGCCUGCCUGCGAGAGGCAAAACUUACAUGUCUAAAAAGCUCACACGCUACCUCAACUGGAUAGGAGUUCCCACCAAGGUGUUUAACCUCGGUGUGUACCGGAGGGAAGCCGUCAAAGCAUACAAGUCUUAUGACUUUUUUAGACAUGACAAUGAAGAGGCCAUGAAGAUACGAAAACACUGUGCCUUAGUGGCCCUGCAAGAUGUGAAGAUCUACCUGAAUGAGGAAGGCGGGCAAAUAGCUGUUUUCGAUGCCACAAACACAACUCGGGAGAGGAGAGAUCUCAUAUUGAGCUUUGUGGAGGAGAAUGCAUACAAGGUGUUUUUUGUGGAAUCAGUUUGUGAUGACCCAGAUGUUAUUGCUGCUAACAUCAUGGAAGUGAAAGUUUCAAGUCCAGAUUAUCCAGAGGCACACAGAGAGAGAGUCAUGGAUGAUUUCCUGAAACGCAUCGAAUGUUAUAAGGUCACUUACCAACCUCUAGAUCCUGAUGAAUAUGACAAAGAUCUCUCUUUCAUUAAGGUGAUGAAUGUGGGCCGCCGGUACUUGGUAAACCGGAUUCAGGACUACAUUCAGAGUAAGAUUGUUUACUACCUCAUGAACAUCCACGUACACUCGCACUCCAUCUACCUGUGCCGACACGGAGAGAGCGAGCACAAUGUCCAGGGCCGUAUUGGGGGGGACUCUGAACUCUCUCCCAGAGGGAGGCAGUAUGCAAGUGCCUUGCGUGAAUUCAUUGAGGAGCACAAGCUGUCUGAUUUGAAGGUUUGGACCAGCCAGUUAAGGAGAACCAUCCAGACAGCUGAAGCGCUGAGAGUUCCCUACGAACAGUGGAAAAUCCUAAAUGAGAUAGAUGCUGGGGUGUGUGAGGAGAUGACCUAUGAAAUGAUCCAGAACUCAUUCCCUGAAGAGUACGCACUUAGGGACCAGGACAAGUAUCACUACAGAUAUCCAGGAGGAGAGUCGUAUCAGGACCUGGUUCAGAGGCUGGAGCCUGUCAUCAUGGAGCUUGAGAGACAGGGCGAUGUACUUGUCAUCUGCCAUCAGGCUGUGAUGCGCUGUCUGCUGGCCUAUUUUUUGGACAAGAGUGGAGAUGAUCUUCCUUACAUAAAAUGUCCCCUUCAUAGUGUCAUGAAGCUCACUCCUGUUGCCUACGGUUGCAAAGUGGAGAUGUUUAAUAUGAAUGUGGAGGCAGUCAACACACAUCAAGACCGACCACUGGAGAGAGUCAAGCGAGAAUCCACCCCUCUGCUGCUGAGGCGAAAUAGUUACACGCCCCUCUCCACUCAUGACCGGGUUAAAAGGCCUCGCCUCUACAGUGCCGGCAAUCGGCCCUGGCUGCCCCUCGCCCUUUCCCCUACCACCCUGCACUUGCCCGACACGCCAGGAGAGGCGCCGCUGCUUCAGCAAAGCCAAGUUAGUUCUCAUGCAGGAGCCAAUCAUCUGACACCUUGUGUGAAGGACUCUACUUUGGCGGCACAGAUGAAUUUAAUGACUGUUUCCGCUUCUGAGUGAGACCGAUCUUAUAUUUUUAAACCCUGCAUGUUAUGUACGUUCACAUUAUCUCUCUCCACACCCUUGCUUUAACAAUGACUGAACAUCAUCUCAUCAUGACAUCACUACAGCUAAAAAUAACUCUGUAAUAUUUUAUCAUAACCGUUGGGGAUUUAAUAUGUGAAUGUGAUUCAAAAUAUAAUUUAAUCUUUACAUUUGAUGCCUUAUGGAAGACUAAACGAGAGAUUCUCUCUAUAAAUGUGAUUUAUUAGUAUUUGGACACAACAUUGCACAAUGUACAAAUGCAGGAGUGGAUGACUGAAUUGUUUCCCAUGAUACAAAUCUUAUAACUAUUUCAACAUCUUGCAGACAGUCAUCAGAAAGAUUAAAAAAGGAAAUGGGACAAAGGUUUAUAAAUGUGAUGUCAGAGAGGUGAAAAGGUAAAUUGCUUAAAGUCGGCCAAAGGAAGAGACUUAAUUGGAUUUGAAUAAUAUAGAUGGUACUUUAUGGGAUAUUGUACAAAGUUCACAGUGUUGGAUUAAUAUUUUUAUAGUAAUGUACUGUGUAGCAUCAUGACAAUGCUGCAAGGAUUUAAAUGAAAUGUAUUUUACAGAUCAGGUCAGUAACACAGGAGUGUAUUUUUAUAUAUUAGAAUGUCUUGAAUGUCUUUGUUUACCAUGCAGUCCUGUAUGGAUGGCCAGUGCACUAAACAAAUACGUGCAAGUUCAAACUCUUAUCAGCCAUAUAAUACAAGUUUGUUAAAAUUAAGUUAACUGGAGAAACACGUUACUGUCUAUUUAUAUUUUUAAGAGGCUGCACUUUUCUGACAUAAAUGAAAUGUCGCUGGGGUUUCCUGGAGGUUAAGUCCAUUCACAUAUCUCUCAAAAUAAAUAAAUAAUAAAUAAUUUUGCAUGUGGGAAAUAUGAUAUAUAACAUGUCCAUUUUUAUCACCAUGAUUAAAUGUUAAUGUUUUUUAAUUGUCUACUACAAAUUUUAUCACAUCUUUGCCUUCAGUAUUGAUUUUUAAUGAUCCUGUGAUGUGACAAAUGUAAGUAAUCCAUCAUGUUUUCUCACAUAUAAUAUGGGGGCAAAGAGCUGCGUGCAUGAUAAAUAUAAAAAUGCUAUUAAAAAUAGUGUUGCAUAUCACAUGCUGGAAAUUUCAUCUAAGAAUGUCAAUCAAACAUAAUCCAGCAGUCCUGAAUCACAUUACAUUGUGUUUCAUAGAUGACUAAAACUCCACUUUAUUUUAAUGGAAACCAAGGUCUAGUUACAGAUAUCCAAGCAUGCAUUGCCUUUGUGUAGUGACUGUUAUAAUGAUACAUAGUGCACAUCAAAUGUGACUUUAUCUGAAUGAUAAAUUCUUUACAAUGGUGCCACAGAAUGUGAAUGAUAAAUUGCCUGUCAUGUUUUUCAAUAAUGUUAGUUGCUUUGACUACAUAUAUUAAAUAAAAUAUUCUCUUAUCGCAGACUUUUA